This is a messenger RNA of Oryzias latipes (Japanese medaka), 5907 nucleotides long. RefSeq names its product adenylate cyclase 3b (gene adcy3b). Gene Ontology annotation, cellular component: plasma membrane. NCBI's taxonomy places the organism in Eukaryota, Metazoa, Chordata, Actinopteri, Beloniformes, Adrianichthyidae. The record is from RefSeq and is a predicted model, not a curated record. Gene Ontology annotation, molecular function: adenylate cyclase activity. Gene Ontology annotation, biological process: adenylate cyclase-activating G protein-coupled receptor signaling pathway; cAMP biosynthetic process; intracellular signal transduction.
UGGUUCAUUCAUGCGAACUUUAUUGUGACAUCACAAAACUUGAGGCGGAGCUUCCAGGCCGGCUCACUGCUGCACAGAAGUAAUAUGGCAGAAUCAAACCUGGGAGUUUUUAAGCUGCUGGAGACCGUCCUCCGCAGCGCCGCUGCUGGGUUUGCGUUUGGAGAAGCCGCCUCGUUUGCUGUGGAGUCCUCUCUGAUGAAGGAUGUCCUGCUGAAGACAGCCGCUCGAGCUGCUGCACGUGCCGGCUCCACUGGGGUCACGGUGGUGACGGCGUGCCUCGUCUUCACCUCAGCACUGUUGUCGCUCGGAGCUGGUUUCCUGCUUGCUGCCGCGGUGAUGAAGCUGAUGCUCAAAGCAGGACUGGGGUCACCUUGGUUGACCGAAGCCACAGCUGGGGCCUCGGUGGUGGCAGGCGCUGUCACCACUGGAGUUCUGGUUGGAGUACUUCCACCGUGGAUCUACAUUGCAGGCCAAGGUGCUUUGGUUCUUUUCAUCUACUCAUGCUCCAAUGUCAAUGACAUGACCAUAGCUCUGCUGAUAAUCUUUACCACUCUGUACCUCAGUGUUGUCUAUGGACAAAUGGGCGCCAUACUUGGACUUUUCUUUCUGAUCCUGACCAUUGGAGCCCUCUACGCUCUCAGAAAGACCAUAACAAGCAGUGUAGCGCAAGCACCCAAUACAGGCAGCAAAUUAUUGGAGCGAAUAUUUUUCUAUUGUGUUUUUGUGGGAAUUCUUGGGUUUUCUGUGGGUUUAGGGACAGGCAAAGCAGGAGACGGGUUGGAAACAGAGGUGGUGUUGAUGCUAAAUUCAGUCCUCUGGGUGGCUUUCCUGUCGGCGGGGUUGCUGGGAGCUGGCCUGGGAACGGUGGCCAUGGUUGGACUGGGAACGGAGGUGGCUGGAAAGAUCUCUAUUGCAGCUAGUGUGACAAUAUCAUUGGCUUUAAGAGCCAUUCUGGAGAGCCCUCUAAAACCCAGAAGUGCCACAGCAGCAGCUUUAGGGGCAGCAGCUGCUGCAGGGGUGUCACUCGGCGCAGCAAGUGUUGCAGCAAAGCAGACAUUUGAUUCCAGAAACUCUACUUUAAUCAUUCUGGGUUCUGUCGUGGCUGGGACACUCGUAGCUCUUAAAGGGGUUGCAUUAAAAACAACUUUGUUGACAGCAUCAGAUCUUGUGACGGUGGCGCUCAUUGCAGUAGCAGCAUUUUCUCUUGGCGCAACAAAAAGUCCGUUCCACACCAAGGUGAAUCUGCAAAGGGGCCACCUGACAGGGACGGAGCUAAUUAAAGGAAUUGGCAUGGAGACGGUCACCGCAGCAGCAGCCCCCAUCGGUGCUGGGGCGCUCGGCGCCGCAGCGUUAGGCACCGCAGCUCUGGGGACACUGGGGACCAUCGGGGUUCUGGUGGCUAUAACCCUGGCUCUGGGAAGCGCUCUGAGUGGGAUGAUCGGAAAAGCAGAAACAUCGAACAGCCACAGAGACUGAUUAUUGACCAGAACUUGAGAUUUUUGAAGUUUAGUGCCAAAAAGCACACCAGGACUUUUAUGAGGCCAUGUUCCUCUGAUGUACACUAAAGGUUGAAACUUGGGUGUAUAUAUAUAUAUAUAUGUAUAUGUUUGUGUUUGUGUGUGUCAUAUUGAAAUAAAAAAAAAAUAAAAAAAAAUGAACCUUACUCUUUUGCUUUUGUCUGAUCUUCAUCACUUUUUUCCCAGUUGGGCAGCAGAGGAUCUGUUGCUUCCAGAAGGAAGGGGUGGGUGUGGGAGGAGACAGAUUUGCUCCUGAAACCUGAUUCUAUUUUGCAGAUCUUGAUGUAAUUUAAAGCAGUGUACAUAGGAGUAUGAGGCGCUCUGUUCGGAUAAAUGGAUGAUGGGCCUCCAGGCUGCCAUGGUGCCGGGUUAAACUUCAGCUGCAAGGAAAAGUCGGACUAUUUGAGAUGUUUAAACGCUAUAGGAAUUAGGCUUGAGCAAGGUAAGAGGAGUUUCAUGAAGGUGUGUCUCUUCCUCAACUCCGUUUUGAUCCAAAUGCCCAGUUAUGGCCAUCAUUGCGCAUCUUCCAUGGAUUUUGGGGAUUUCUGCGCCUUUGGAUUAUCUUAACCUGAGCAGCUUUCCUUGAGCACUCUGCAUGCCACUGGACCGGGUACCCACAUCAGACACGGACCCGUCCACAGAAUGCUCCGUGGAGUAUUCCGUGCGGGUGCCCGGCGCUGCGGGUCAUGACCCGCGUCGGAGCCGUGAGGUGGCAGUGAUCCGGUCCAGAUGCUGCCGCUGCCUGCCGCUCUCUGUGUCCCUCACCUUUACGCCGGAGUCACUGGAGAGACUUUACCAGAGCUACUUUCGGCGACAGAGGGAGGAGAACCUGCUGGUGCUGGUGGCGUUUGCGGCUCUGUUCAACGCCUUCGUCGUCGUCAUGUGCGCGGUGGUGUACACGCGGGACAAGCUGGUGAUGCUGCUGGUGGCGGCGGCGGGGCUGCUGAUGGACGUGGCGCUGUACCUGCUGUGCCGGUUCCGCAGACUGCCCGCGUCCCCCGUGGCGCGUGGAGCGGUGCCGUACGCGCUGUGGAUGAUGGUCACCAUCCACGUCCUGUGUUACAUGGGCCUGAACUACCAGCGCUUCUCUGGAGCCAGUGACUCCGUGGGCUGGCAGGCUUUCUUCAGCUUCUCCAGUUUCCUGACUCUGCCGCUCAACCUGGUGCCCCUCGUCCUCCUGACGACGCUCUCCUGCGGGGUCCACACCUUGGUGCUGGGGGUGACUGUGGCCCAAACCUUUCAAGACCACCUGCAGGGGCCCAUGCUUGUCAGACAGCUCCUUGCUAAUGUGAUGCUAUACGUUGGAGCCACCUUAGUGGGCGUGAUGUCCUUCUACAUGGCAGACAGGAAGUACAGGACAGCCUUUUUAGAAGCUCGUCAGUCUCUGCAGGUCAAACUUACCCUGGAGGAGCAGAGUACUCAACAGGAGGAACUUUUGCUGUCCAUCCUUCCCAAACACAUUGCUGAUGAAAUGCUGCAAGGCAUGAAGAAUCAGGCCGAUCAGACAGACGUCCAGCAGCAGCAGCAGUUUAACACCAUGUACAUGUACCGCCAUGAAAACGUCAGCAUCCUCUUCGCAGACAUUGUAGGCUUCACCCAGUUAUCGUCUACCUGUAGUGCCCAAGAGCUGGUUAAGUUGCUCAAUGAACUCUUUGCCCGCUUUGACAAACUGGCAGCUCAAUACCAUCAGCUGAGGAUUAAGAUUCUUGGAGAUUGUUACUACUGUAUCUGCGGCCUUCCUGACUUCAGAGAAGACCACGCCGUUUGCUCGAUAAUGAUGGGCCUAGCAAUGGUGGAAGCCAUCUCGUACGUUCGUGAAAUGACAAAAACGGAUGUGGACAUGCGCGUGGGUGUUCACACAGGCACCGUGCUCGGUGGAGUGCUCGGGCAGAAGCGCUGGCAGUUUGAUGUCUGGUCCACAGACGUCACCGUGGCCAACAAGAUGGAGUCCGGUGGAAUUCCGGGGAGAGUACAUAUCUCCCAAAGCACCAAGGACAGCCUGCACGGGGAGUUUGAGGUGGAGCCGGGGAGCGGUGGGGAGAGGUGUGAGUAUCUGCUGGAGAAAGGGAUCGAGACAUACUUGGUUCUUGUGCCAAAACAGACAGAACAAGGACUUAAGAGAGAGACACUAGACAAUGUGGGCAGCAGGAAUUCAAACCAGCUGAUCAACACGAAAGCCACCCAGGGAAACACAAGCUCUCUCCAAUUAGUGCCAACUGCUUCCAAACAGGAGAGGAACAAGAUGAUUGAGGAACAAGCGAUCAAUAGACGGCUGCAGCAGGAGCUCCUGGACAGAGAGUCUCAGCAAAUAAUGAAGGAUCAUAAAAUCAACCCCGUUUCUCUCUGUUUUGUGGACAAGAAGCUAGAGGAGCACUACUCCUCAGAGAAGGAGAAGCGAAGUGGAGCGGCCUUCUCCUGCUGCAUCAUAGUGCUCUUUUUCAUCACGGCAAUGGAGGUGUUUAUAGAUCCACUGCUUGUUGUGAAUUAUGUGACUCUAGCUAUUGGAGAGGUGUUGUUACUAACCCUCACACUGUGCUCCCUUGCUGCCAUCUUCCCCAGGAUGUUCUCCAAACGACUGGUUUCCUUCUCAAUGUGGAUCGAUCGCACCAGGUGGGCAAGAAACACAUGGGCCAUGGCGGCCAUAUUUGUUUUAACCAUGGCGGUGAUCGCUGACAUGUUAAGCUGUGUGCCGUCAUCACUGCGGGUCUUCAACAGCACCAUGGGCCCUGUGCUGGAGUCACUUGGUGACAAUGGCUGUGCAGAAAAUCCCAAAUACUACAGCUUCAUGGCUGUGAUGUCACUCAUUGCAACAGCCAUGCUGGUACAGGUCAGCCACAUAAUCAAACUGGGUCUCAUGAUGCUUGUAGUCACAGCAGCUGGGGCUGUUAACAUCUACAGCUGGAAGGACAUAUUUGAUCUUUAUGACUACAUACAGUUUGCUUCUUACGGAACAUCCAUGGUGCCGUCCAAAUACCUAAUGACUGUAAUGAUUAUUGUCAUGAUGAUCAGCUUUUAUUUCUUUGCUCGUCAUCUGGAGCAUCAGUCCAGGAAACUGUUUCUUUGGAAGAUUGGCGUGCACGACCAGAAGGAGAAAGUGCUUGAAAUAAGGCGCUGGAAUGAAGCGCUGGUCACCAACAUGCUGCCAGAGCAUGUGGCCAAACAUUUCCUGGGCACAAAAAAGAGAGAUGAGGAGCUGUACAGUCAGUCCUAUGAUGAAACAGGUGUUAUGUUUGCUUCUAUCCCCAACUUCUCUGAUUUCUACACUGAGGAGGGCAUCAACAAUGGAGGCAUUGAGUGUCUUCGGAUUCUCAAUGAGAUCAUCUCAGACUUUGACAGUUUGUUGGACAGAGAUGAGUUCCAGUGCAUCACUAAGAUCAAGACAAUAGGAAGCACUUACAUGGCUGCUUCUGGACUUACACCAGGGAGUAACACCAAUGGAUACAGCAACUGCAAGUCAGAGAACCGGUCACUAACGGAACGCUGGCAGCAUCUGGCUGACCUGGCAGACUUUGCCCUGGCAAUGAAAGUCACCCUUGAUAACCUCAACAAACAGUCCUUCAACAACUUUAUGCUUCGGAUUGGUAUGAAUAAAGGAGCAGUUCUUGCUGGAGUUAUUGGAGCGCGUAAACCUCAUUAUGACAUCUGGGGCAACACGGUCAAUGUGGCCAGCAGAAUGGAGUCGACUGGAGUUAUGGGAAACAUCCAGGUGGUGGAGGACUGCUUUGACAUCUUGAAAGAGUACGGUUUCCGCUUCAUCAGAAGAGGCCCCAUAUUUGUGAAAGGCAAAGGAGAGCUACUUACCUUUUUUAUGAAAGGAAAAGACAAGCCCAGUGUGACAACUGCUCUUCCACACCAAGUUGAAACCUUUUCCUGAUUAUUGGAAGCUUGAUUAAAACACAUAACUACCUAUGGAAAAUAAUGUUUUAUCAUUCAUUAUUCCAUAAAUGAGACUUUUUAAAACUUUUUUUACGUAUGCUAAAUUUAUAAAAGAGAGCUAACUAAUCAAAAAAUGUUAUUUGAUAAUCAGGCAAAACUGAAUUCUAUACCAACACCUAGGAAUAAAUUCUUACUGGGCUAUAUAAAGCUAUAUAUCAUUAAGUUAUAUAGCUCUUCCCCAGAUCUCUAUUGUUUAAAUUUUAAUGUAUUGUUUUCUAAGAGUACAUGCUAUAGAAUAAAAUCCUUUUCCAAAUAUCUUUAAAGAAAUAUUGUUGCAGUAGAAACAGACUAGUUACACGGAAAUAAGGUUGUCAAUAGAUUUGUUACAUUUCAGAAAGCUUCAAUCUUUUAAGCAAAAACUUUGCCUACUUCUAUUUAACUUUUUUUAAAGCUGUUUUUUGUAAAAAGAAUAUUUAUAAAAAUUAUGUAUAGUGAUAUGGAAUUUGACUGUGUU